CAGUAUAAUAUAUGCUUUUUAAUCCUAUAUGCUGAGAAAUCCUCCUCUCACUGCAUUCAGGAGCUUCUGUGUAAUUCGCAUUAUGCUGAAGCUGGGAAACGGUAUCACUGGUUUCCUGAGAAAAGAGUUUGUGGGAGUCUCUCCCUUUGUGAGUUUAUUUGCUGUAAGUUUUCCUUUUUCACUUGUUUGGGGUCUAUUUAUUACAUUACAUUACAUUUUUGGCAUUUGGCAGACGCUCUUAUCCAGAGCGACGUACAGUUGAUUAGACUAAGCAGGAGACAAUCCUCUCCUGGAGCAAUGCAGGGUUAAGGGCCUUGCUCAAGGGCCCAACGGCUGUGUGGAUCUUAUAGUGGCUACACCGGGAUUAGAGCCGCCGACCUUGCGUGUCCCAGUCUUUUACUUUAACCACUACGCUACAGGCCGCCCUAUUUAUGUUCACCUUCUUUAUCUUUCCCUUUGUGUGAAGUUUUUCCCUGGUUGGGUAGUUCUCAUUUAAAGGUCAUUCUUACUUUGUAUCUUCAUUUUCCUGUCCCUUUAGUCUGCUUUGCAAAUUUAGUGGUUGUUUGUGAGUGAACUGCUUUUAGGAACCCUGGUGUCUGCGUUCGUUCUAACACCCCACCUCACAACUACAUUUCCCUUGUAAUUAAAAAGUUAUCCUGACUCAGGGGUAUUACUCUGCCACUUGUGUCUUUCUGUAAGUGACAACUGGUUCAUAUCACUGCAGGAGGAACUCAAGCCUGCACUUAAUCUCAUUAAAGAAAAACUGAAGAUCUUUACGAAGAAUGAACGAGAGUGUAAGAAAAGCGCAGAACACGUUAGGAGUCAAAUGCAGCACACAGAGAGACAGAUAAAGGCAGAUUUUGAAAAGCUGCACCAGUUCCUACGAGAGGAAGAGGAGGCCAGACUAGCUGUACUGAAGGAGGAAGGGGAGGUGAAGAGUCGGAUCAUGGAGGAGAAAUUGGCAGACAUCACAAGACACAUCUCCACACUUACAGACAAAAUCACUGCUACAGAGAAGGCCAUGGACACUGAAGACACCUCCUUUCUAAAGAGCUACACGAACAUCAAAGACAGGUAUGGAGACUCUCGCCUCAUUUCCUUGUCCAAGUCACUUCUUUCCCUCAGCUUGACUGACUCCUGCCUGUCGUUACAGAGCCCAGUGCACACUGCAGGACCCAGAGCUGCUCUCAGGGGCACUGAUGGAUGUGGCCAAACACCUGGGCAACCUGACGUUCAGAGUCUGGGAGAAGAUGCUGGGGAUGGUGCAGUACACUCCUGUGAUACUGGACCCCAACACUGCACAUCAGAAACUCUCUCUCUCUGAUCUGACCUCUGUGAGACUCACAGAUACAGCGCAGAACUGUCCUGACAACCCAGAGAGGUUUAACCCCUGUGUGUUUGUGCUGGGAUCUGAGGGGUUUACCUCAGGGAAGCACAGCUGGGAGGUGAAGGUUGGGAGUAAAA
Conger conger (European conger) is the source of this 1464-nucleotide messenger RNA. RefSeq names its product nuclear factor 7, brain-like. The record is from RefSeq and is a predicted model, not a curated record. The transcript is spliced from 4 exons. The coding region runs from base 827 to 1324 and encodes 165 amino acids. NCBI's taxonomy places the organism in Eukaryota, Metazoa, Chordata, Actinopteri, Anguilliformes, Congridae.